Molecule: messenger RNA, 950 nt
Organism: Hippocampus zosterae (dwarf seahorse)
Lineage: Eukaryota; Metazoa; Chordata; Actinopteri; Syngnathiformes; Syngnathidae
Product: dexamethasone-induced Ras-related protein 1-like
Exons: 2
Coding region: 36-824 (262 amino acids)
Molecular function (GO): GTPase activity; GTP binding
Source: RefSeq, a predicted model, not a curated record
UCCCACUCGGAGCCUCCCGCGCAGGCACUCGAGCCAUGAUCGGGAAGAUGAGCGAGAAGGGGUUGGACAUCCCGGCCAAGAACCGCCGCAGGAUGGUGAUCCUGGGCUCCAGCAAGGUGGGCAAGACGGCCGUGGUCUCGCGCUUUCUGAGCGCGCGCCCGGACGAGCAGUACACGCCGACCGUGGAGGAUUUCCACCAGAAGCUCUACAGCAUCCGCGGGAGCCUAUACCAGCUGGACAUUUUGGACACGUCCGGAAACCAUCCUUUCCCUGCCACCAGGAGGCUCUCCAUCCUCACAGGCGACGUCUUCGUUCUGGUGUUCAGUCUGGACAACCGAGACUCCUUCCAAGAGGCGCGGCGGCUCAAGCGGCAGAUCUCCGAGACCAAGUCGCGCCUGAGGAACAAGACCAAGGAGAGCGCCGAGGUGCCGCUGGUCAUCUGCGGCAACAAGUGCGACCGCGAGUUCCAGCGGCAGGUGCUGAGGGAAGAGGCGGAGCAGCUGGCGGGCGCCGACGAGGGGCGCCGCUGCGCCUACUUCGAGGUCUCGGCCAAGAAGAACACCAACGUGGACCGCAUGUUCCAGGCGCUCUUCGCCAUGGCCGAGCUGCCGGACGAGAUGAGCCCCGGCCGCCACUGCGAGGUGUCGCUGCAGUCGUGCCAGCUGCUGCGCCGCAAGUCCUUCCGCGCCAGGAGGUGCAAGGACGCCUACGGCGUCGUGACGCCGUCGGCGCGCCGGCCCAGCGUCCACAGCGACUUGAUGUACAUCAGGGAGAAGGCCGUGGCCGCAGCUCAGGCCAAGGAGAAAGCCUGCGUCAUUUGCUGACGCCGGACGCGGCGACGCCAACUUGCUUGACGUGCCCCGCCGGACUUGAAAUGUUGCCAGCCGACGAACAAACGCCAACGUGCAUUUAGUCACUUUUGCAUCCAAUAAAAACUUGCUACUUUCAUA